AUGACGAAGACACCUGAGGCACAAUUGGAUGAUGCAAAGCAAUUAGGAUUUGAUAAAUUGUAUGAACAAAUAUUUUCGAAGGAUGGAAAAUCUGAUAAAUAUAAUAAGCAUUGUGAUGUAUUUAAUGGAAAAGAUAAGGAAGGAGUGAAAAAACUUUGCACUAAGUUUGUAUAUUUUUUAGAAAAAAUAGCUGAAAUAAAGGAAUAUUAUGAACGUGGUGAUCAUUGCAAUUACAUGCAUUAUUGGUUAUAUGAUGAAAUAGGAAAAAUACAUAAUAAAGAACAAUCCAAAACGUUUGGUAAUCUCUCUUCGUCUAAAGAAUUCAUUGAAGUAUCGAAGAAGGUUAAUAAAGAAAUUAAUAGAUAUACUACUUGUACUAUAAAACCUGAAAAUGAUGUUCGAUUAGAUGAACUGAUAAAAAGGAAAUUAUCAUUUAUUUACUUAAAAAAAUUUAAUGAUAUUAAGAAAAUUAUCGAAUCCCAAGGUCAAAAUAAAUGUAAGUAUAAGACAUAUCUUACUAAUAUUAGUCCAUUAUAUAAAAAGUAUAAGGAAGAAAAAUGUAAAAAUUUAGGGAUUUUUGGUUCUGGUCCAAAUUACGCUGAUUGUUCUUCUACUUCUAAGUAUGAUCCAAAUAAACUAAUACCUAAAUUAAAUGAUUGUAAAGGUAACGAAGCUACCGGAAGUGGUAAUAGAGGUACUGGAUCAUGGUUUUUUGGUUUGCUUGGUUCAUCAGAUGGAUCCUCUAAAGAAAAUAGGGAAAGCGGUGCUUCAAGAGUUGCAAAGCCUACUGCUCAAGGGGGGGAUAAAAGAGCACAAGAUGCUCCAAAAACUUUAUCAGGUUCACCAGGCCCACAAAGUUUAACAUUGUCAACAAGUGCAAGAGGUUCAGGAAUUAAACCAGCUGGAGCAGGAGCAGAUAAAGGGAGUAUAAGUGGACCAUCUGCCAAUUUGAAACCCGGAACAUCAAUGAGUCCGCAAACAAAAGAAAUUCCUGUGCACGGUAUUCCUUCAGUGCCUCCUUCUUCUGAGAUUGUAAGAGACGCUGUAGCUCUGCCCAUUGCUGAAUCCCCUAGUACUUCAGGAACAGUGAAUGAAAAGUUAGAUUCAAGCUUUUAUCGCAACAUCAUCAUGGGGGUAGCAAUACUCGGAACAAUUUUCUUCCUUUUCUAUUACAACAUGGUAAAUGCGCAUUCGAUUUUAUUUCCCAAAAGAAAACGAAAGAAAAAAAUAUUCGAGCGUAAUUAUUACGAAGAGUAUGAAAAAGAGUUUGAGAAGUAUGAUUCAGAAAAUGAGUCUUUAGAUUCUCAAUCGGAUCGGUAUUAUUUGAAUUAUCAAGCUGAAGGAGAUUACGAGGUUCAGGGUUCAGGGUUUCAGGUUUAG
This is a messenger RNA of Plasmodium vivax (malaria parasite P. vivax), 1380 nucleotides long. Its product is annotated as variable surface protein Vir12-related. The record is from RefSeq and is a predicted model, not a curated record. The transcript is spliced from 3 exons. NCBI's taxonomy places the organism in Eukaryota, Apicomplexa, Aconoidasida, Haemosporida, Plasmodiidae. Bases 1 to 1380 code for a protein of 459 amino acids.